GGCAUGUCAAAACGGGUCAGCUGGCAGCCAUCAAAGUCAUGGACGUUACUGAGGACGAAGAGGAAGAAAUCAAACUGGAGAUUAAUAUGCUAAAGAAAUAUUCUCAUCAUAGAAAUAUUGCAACUUACUAUGGUGCUUUCAUUAAGAAAAGUCCUCCAGGACAUGACGACCAACUGUGGCUUGUUAUGGAGUUUUGUGGAGCAGGCUCUAUCACAGACCUUGUGAAGAACACGAAAGGGAAUACUCUGAAAGAAGACUGGAUAGCGUAUAUCUCCAGAGAGAUUCUCCGGGGGUUGGCACAUCUUCAUGCCCAUCAUGUGAUUCACAGGGAUAUCAAAGGGCAAAACGUGUUGUUAACAGAGAAUGCAGAAGUGAAACUUGUGGAUUUUGGUGUGAGCGCUCAGCUGGACAGGACGGUUGGCAGGAGAAACACUUUUAUUGGAACUCCGUACUGGAUGGCUCCAGAAGUUAUUGCCUGUGAUGAAAAUCCAGAUGCUACGUAUGAUUACAGAAGUGACCUUUGGUCCUGCGGCAUUACAGCCAUAGAGAUGGCAGAAGGAGCUCCCCCGCUUUGUGACAUGCAUCCCAUGAGGGCACUCUUUCUGAUACCCAGGAACCCUCCCCCACGGUUAAAAUCCAAGAAAUGGUCAAAAAAGUUUUUCAGCUUUAUAGAAGGUUGUCUAGUGAAGAAUUACAUGCAGCGACCUUCUACAGAACAACUUUUGAAACAUCCCUUUAUACGUGACCAACCAAAUGAAAGGCAAGUCAGAAUCCAGCUUAAGGACCAUAUAGACAGGACCAGGAAGAAGAGAGGAGAGAAAGAUGAGACGGAGUAUGAAUAUAGUGGAAGUGAGGAAGAAGAGGAGGAAGUGCCUGAACAAGAAGGAGAGCCAAGCUCCAUUGUCAAUGUGCCUGGAGAAUCAACCCUCCGACGUGAUUUCCUGAGACUGCAGCAGGAAAACAAGGAACGGUCCGAGGCCCUUCGGAGACAGCAGCUGCUGCAGGAGCAGCAGCUCCGUGAGCAGGAGGAGUACAAGAGGCAGCUGCUGGCAGAGAGGCAGAAGCGCAUCGAGCAGCAGAAGGAGCAAAGGAGGCGGCUAGAAGAGCAACAAAGAAGAGAACGGGAAGCUCGAAGGCAACAGGAGCGUGAGCAAAGGCGGAGAGAACAGGAAGAAAAAAGACGUCUGGAAGAAAUGGAGAGGAGGCGUAAGGAAGAGGAAGAGAGAAGAAGAGCAGAGGAGGAAAAGAGGAGGGUAGAAAGGGAGCAGGAGUAUAUCAGGCGACAGCUAGAAGAGGAGCAGCGGCACUUGGAAAUUCUACAGCAGCAGCUGCUCCAGGAGCAGGCCAUGUUACUGGAAUACAGAUGGCGAGAGAUGGAGGAACACCGACAAGCGGAGCGACUCCAGCGGCAGUUGCAGCAGGAGCAAGCCUACCUCCUCUCGCUGCAGCACGAUAGCCACCAGCAACAGCAGCAGCAACAGCAGCAGCAGCAGCAAGAAAGAAAUAAACAAAGCUAUCAUACCCCUGAGCCAAAAUCCCACUAUGAGCCUGCUGAAAGAGCGCGUGAGGUGGAGGAGAGAUUUAGAAAAACUAAUCAAGGCUCCCCUGAAGCACAGUCCAAACAGAUGGGCAAAGUGUUGGAGCCACCAGUGCCUUCAAGAUCAGAGUCCUUUUCCAAUGGAAACUCAGAACCUGCUCAGCCUGCCCUGCAGAGGCCGAUGGAGCCCCAGGUGCCUGUGAGAACAACGUCCCGAUCGCCAGUUCUGUCCCGCCGUGAUUCUCCACUGCAGGGCAGUGGGCAGCAAAAUAACCAAGCAGGUCAAAGAAACUCCACGAGCAAUAUAGAGCCUCGUCUGUUGUGGGAAAGGGUGGAGAAACUCGUACCAAGGCCGGGCAGUGGCAGUUCUUCGGGUUCAAGCAACUCUGGCUCACAGCCUGGCUCCCACCCUGGCUCUCAUAGCGGUUCCGGAUCAUCAUCCAAAUCAGAGGGUUCGCCAUCGCAGCGUCAUGAAAGUGCACCGAAAAAGCCUGAAGAGAAAAAGGAAGUCUUCAGACCUAUCAAACCUGCUGAUUUAACUGCAUUGGCAAAGGAAUUGCGAGCGGUAGAGGAUGUGCGACCUCCACAUAAAGUAACGGAUUAUUCAUCCUCAAGUGAGGAGUCAGGGACGACGGAUGAGGAAGAUGAUGAUAUGGAACAAGAAGGAGCAGACGAAUCUACUUCUGGACCAGAGGAUGUUCGAGCAGUGUCAACGCUGAACUUGAGCAAUGGAGAAACAGAGUCAGUGAAAACCAUGAUUGUCCAUGAUGAUGUGGAGAGUGAACCUGCCUUGACUCCUUCUAAGGAGGGCACCCUAAUUGUCCGACAGACUCAGUCCGCUAGUAACACACUCCAGAAACACAAAUCUUCCUCCUCCUUUACACCUUUUAUAGACCCCAGAUUACUACAGAUUUCUCCAUCUAGUGGGACAACUGUGACUUCUGUGGUAGGAUUUUCUAGUGAAGCAAUGAGAUCAGAGGCAAUAAGGCAAGACCCUACGCGGAAAGGAUCGGUUGUCAAUGUGAAUCCCACGAAUACACGGCCACAGAGUGAUACCCCAGAGAUUCGCAAAUACAAGAAGAGAUUCAAUUCUGAGAUACUGUGUGCUGCCUUAUGGGGAGUGAACUUGUUAGUGGGCACUGAAAGUGGUCUGAUGCUGCUAGACAGAAGUGGUCAGGGGAAGGUUUAUCCGCUCAUCAAUCGAAGACGAUUCCAGCAAAUGGAUGUACUUGAAGGGCUGAAUGUCUUGGUGACAAUUUCCGGUAAGAAGAACAAGUUGCGAGUUUACUAUUUGUCCUGGUUAAGAAAUAAAAUCCUUCACAAUGACCCUGAAGUAGAAAAGAAACAGGGCUGGACAACAGUGGGCGACUUGGAAGGCUGUGUGCACUAUAAAGUUGUAAAAUAUGAAAGAAUCAAGUUCUUGGUAAUUGCAUUGAAGAGUUCUGUGGAAGUCUAUGCAUGGGCACCAAAGCCAUACCAUAAAUUUAUGGCCUUUAAGUCGUUUGGAGAAUUGGUACAUAAGCCAUUGCUGGUGGACCUAACCGUAGAAGAGGGUCAGAGACUAAAAGUGAUCUAUGGCUCCUGCGCUGGCUUCCAUGCCGUUGAUGUGGAUUCAGGAUCGGUCUAUGAUAUUUAUCUACCAACACAUAUCCAGAGCAGUAUCCAGCCUCACGCAAUCAUCAUUCUCCCAAACACGGAUGGGAUGGAACUACUGGUCUGCUACGAGGAUGAAGGAGUUUACGUCAACACAUAUGGGAGGAUAACCAAGGAUGUGGUUCUGCAGUGGGGAGAAAUGCCAACUUCAGUUGCAUACAUCCGAUCCAACCAGAUCAUGGGCUGGGGAGAAAAAGCUAUCGAAAUACGAUCGGUGGAAACUGGACACUUGGACGGUGUGUUCAUGCACAAAAGGGCACAGAGACUCAAAUUCUUAUGUGAACGCAAUGACAAGGUUUUUUUUGCCUCCGUACGGUCAGGUGGAAGCAGUCAAGUCUAUUUCAUGACCCUUGGCAGGACUUCUCUUCUGAGCUGGUAGAAGCGGUGGGAUUUGGCGAGGAAUUGCUGACAUCCAGAGUCUGAGAUCUUCAUAACUCGGAAUUAUUUUCAACUGGAGUACAGACCUGCACUAAUGCAGCACUCUGUGUAAAUGUGUGUGCAGGCAUCACUGGUGUUAGGUUUCUUUUUGUUUUUCAACCGAGGCUGCGACGCAGCUGGUGCUGUAAAGGUAUUGCCAUCAGGUGCUACAAUGUCUUUGAGAUUUGGGAUCAUGCUAGAAAGCUACAGGUCUUCUUUUCCCUUCAGCUCCAGGAUUCCUAGGCUUUGAAGGACUCUGUUUGUUAGUGUUAAAAUAGGGGGAAAAAA
Molecule: messenger RNA, 3895 nt
Organism: Cariama cristata (Red-legged seriema)
Lineage: Eukaryota; Metazoa; Chordata; Aves; Cariamiformes; Cariamidae
Gene: MAP4K4
Product: mitogen-activated protein kinase kinase kinase kinase 4
Exons: 29
Coding region: 39-3569 (1176 amino acids)
Biological process (GO): protein phosphorylation
Molecular function (GO): protein kinase activity; ATP binding
Source: RefSeq, a predicted model, not a curated record